CCUUUGCGCAUGCGCCAACCGGCCGCAGUUCUGUUGCGGACUGCGCAGGCGUGGAGCUCGGCGGUCUGGCGAGAGCGCGGCCGGAGGGAGAGGAAAGGGAGCUGAAGAAUGGCGUAUUACUCCAGAAACUCCAGAGCUUCAGACUGCAAAGUCUAUGUUGGAGAUUUGGGAACAGGAGCUGCCAAAGGGGAGCUGGAGCGUGCUUUCAGUUACUAUGGCCCCCUCAGAAAUGUGUGGGUAGCACGAAACCCUCCGGGAUUUGCUUUUGUGGAGUUCGAAGACCCCAGGGAUGCUGAAGAUGCCGUGCGUGGGAUGGAUGGCAAGGUCCUUUGUGGAUCGAGGGUGCGUGUUGAGCUAUCAAAUGGGAUGUCACGCAAAUCGCGCUUUGGCCGCCCCCCUGCUCGGCGCCAGUUUGACCCCAAUGACCGCUGCUACCAGUGCGGUGAGCGCGGCCACUAUGCCUACGAUUGCUACCGUUACAGCAAGAGGAGGCGUGGCAUCAGCCGAUCUCGGUCUAGAUCUCGUUCCCGCUCAAGAUCCAGAUCCAGAGGCCGCCGCUAUACCAGGUCCCGCAGCCGCGAUCGCCGAACUCGUUCCCGUUCUCCUUCGUACUCUAGGAGGAGAAGUCGAUCUCUCACUCCAUUGAGGUCCAAGUCCAGAUCUCCAAUGAGGAGGAGCCCAUCAAGAUCAAGGUCUCGAUCAAGAUCUCUUUCUAUAAAACGAGAAAGUCAUUCCCCAUCGGAAGGUUCGCGGAAGAGCCCAAGUCCCACAAGAGACGACUGAAAUGGACCUUUGUGAAGAGCACAGCAUUGGGGGCCCUCAUCACCUGACAAACCUUUUAACUAACCUAGAUGUUUUAGUGCCUUUUUAUAUGCAUGCAUUCCACAGAAAUGUCACUGCUCUUCAUUUGGUCCAAGUAAAUGUUGUUGAAUGUUGUGAAAUAUAGUGUACAGCAUCUGAGGAGCAGCUGCACCAGCUGACAGGGCUUCAAUAAACAGCUCACAUUUGUAUUAAACUUGACACCUUUAUCAGAAUAAGGUAAUUCUGCUUCAGUGAAUUUGUUGCAGCGUGUGAAGCUAAUGUUAUGAAGGUUUAAAAAUUGAACGUUUCUAAUGCUUCAGAACUGGUUGACUAUUUUUGUCUGUUUAGGUUUUUUUUCCCCCUUCAAUUCCCAAUAAAAAGAAAAAGGCUUAAAAUGUGUUUUCUUAGUAUUAAAAUGGUGUGGUGGGAUGGAUUCUGUGGCACAUGGGUUCUGAAUGGCUUCCUUCUAGGUAUUCUUUCAUCUUCAGCCCUUUACCUCAUCCACCUAUCACCUCACAGCUUCUCACGUCAUCCGUCCUCCUCCUCGCCUUGUUUCACCUAUCAUCUAACUUGUACUCCUAUUCCUCCUCCCCCACAGCCUCCUUACUUUCCAGUCCUGACUAAGGGUCUCAGCCUUAUUCCUUUCCGUACAUGCUGCCUGACCAGCAUUUUGUGUGUGUAACUCCAUGUUUGUGAUUCACAGUAUUCAAUAGUUCCGUUUGAUGUCAGAGAAUGAAUGCAGUACGCAGCCUGAAAUUCUUACUCAGUCCUGAAGGGUCUGGACAUACUCUGUUGCAUUAAAAAUUUGCUGCUGACUGGGUAAGAACUGGUGGUCCUAAAAGGUUGAACUGGAUUAUCACCUGCUUUUAUUAUUCUGGUAUGUAAAGUAUUUCACAAUGAGAGCAGUAUAGGCAGGACAGGAAAAUGGGGUGCUAAGAGAUGGGGAGACAAUAGGGUAUGCCUUUUUUUUAGAUACUGCACAGAACAGGCCCUUCGAGCCACACGCCCCCCAGCAAUCCCCUUGAUUUAAUCCAAGCCUCAUCACAGGAUAAUUUACAGUGGGCAGCUAGCCUCCCAACUGGUACGUCUUUGGACACUGGGAGGAGACCCACGUGGUCACAGGGUGAUACAGGCAGCAGCAGGAAUUGAACCUGGGUCACUGGUACUGUAAAGCCUUGUGCUAACCACUACGCUACUGUGCUGCCAUUUUCAUAACUAGGACAUAGGAUAUCAUUGAAACUAAAGGGGGGGGGGAAUAAAGAACACAGAAUGCAUGUGGAAUUGUAAUUGUUUUAUUAUUGUUACAUGUACCAAAAUGUAGUGAAAAGUUUUACUUGCAUGCCGUCUGUACACAAGUACAUCAAGGCAGUAAAAACGGAAAGGCAGAACUUAGUGUUAGUUUUUCAGAAAGAGCAGAGCAGGUAGACUAAACAAUUAAGGGCCAUGGCGAACUAGAUCAAGAGCUCAUCAGCCUGAUAACAGCAGGAUAGAAGCUGUCCUUGCCUGGUGGUGGUUGCUGAAGCUUUUGUAUCUUCUGUCUGAUUGAAAGGGAGGAUAGAGAGAAUUACCGGGGUGGGAGGCAUCCUUAGCUGUUUUCCUAAGACUGCAGGAAGUGUAUAGGCUGAGACAAGGAGGGGAAGCUAGUUUGUAUUGAGACUGGUGUUUUGGACAUUGAUGUGUGUGUGAAAAUUUGAACUGAUUAAAGCCCCUCAGGCCUGCUGCUGAACAGUGCCCAUCAGACAUAGGAGCAGAAUUAGGCCAUUGAGUCUUCUCUGCCGUUCCAUCAUGGCUGAUCCUGGAACCCACACAACCCCAUAAAUCUGUCUUCUGGCCAUAUCCUUUGGUUCCCUGACCGAUCAGGAAACUAUCAAUUUACACCCUCAAUAUACGCAUGGACUUGGCCUCCUCCGCUGUCUGUGGCAGAGCAUUCCACAGAUUCGCCACUCUGGCUAAAAAAAAAAAUUCCUUACCUCUGUUGUAAAAGGUCACCCCUCAUUCCCAGAAUCAUCCCUGUGAACCUCCAAUGACAACACAUCCUUUCUGAGAUAUGGGGCGCAAAACUGUUGUCAGUACUUCCAAGUGCAGCCUAACCAGUGUCUUAUAAAGCAACAGCAUUAUCUCCUUGCUUGUAUAUUCUAUUCCUCUUGAAAUAAAUGCCAACAUUGUAUUUGCCUUUACCACAGACUCAACCUGUAAAUUAACCUGGGAGUCUUGCACAAGGACCCUCUGCAUUUCCAUCAGCAUCACACUGAGCACGGGGACCCUCCAGGGCUGUGUACUCAGUCCACUGCUGUUCACUGUGCUGCAACACAGCUCGAACCACAUCAUCAAGUUCGCCAGUGACACGACCGUGGUGGGUCUCAUCAGCAAGAAUGAUGAGUCAGCAUACAGAGAGGAGGUGCAGCGGCUAACGGACUGGUGCAGAGCCAACAACCUGUCUCUGAAUGUGAACAAAACAAAAGAGAUGGUUGUUGACUUCAGGAGGACACGGAGCGACCACUCUCCGCUGAACAUCGACGACUCCUCUGUAGAGAUCGUUAAGAGCACCAAAUUUCUUGGUAUUCACCUGGUGGAGAAUCUCACCUGGUCUCUCAACGCCACCUCCAUAGCAAAGAAAGCCCAGCAGCGUCUCUCUAAAGGCUGAGGAAAGUCCAUCUCCCACCCCCCCAUCCUCACCACAUUCUACAGGGGUUGUAUUGAGAGCAUCCUGAGCAGCUGCAUCACUGCCUGGUUCGGAAAUUGCACCAUCUUGGAUCGCAAGACCCUGCAGCGGAUAGUGAGGUCAGCUGAGAAGGUCAUCGGGGUCUCUCUUCCCGCCAUUAGAGACAUUUACAUCACACGCUGCCUCCGUAAAGCAAACAGCAUUAUGAAGGACCCCAAGCACCCGUCAUACGAACUCUUCUCCGUCCUGCCAUCUGGCAAAAGGCACCGAAGUAUUCAGGCUCUCACCACCAGACUAUGUAACAGUUUCUUCCCCCAAGCCAUCAGACUCCUCAAUACCCAGAGCCUGGAUUGACACCAACCUACUGCCCUCUACUGUGCCUGUUGUCUUGUUUGUUAUUUAUUGUAAUGCCUGCACUGUUUUGUGCACUUUAUGCAGUCCUGGGUAGGUCUGUAGUCUAGUGUAGUUUUGUGUUGUUUUUUACAUAGUUCAGUGUAGUUUUUGUAUUGUUCAUGUAGCACCACGGUCCUGAAAAACGUUGUCUGGUUUUUACUGUGUACUGUACCAGCAGUUAUGGUCGAAAUGACAAUAAAAAGUGACUUGACUUGCACCUCUGAUGUUU
Molecule: messenger RNA, 4085 nt
Organism: Mobula hypostoma (lesser devil ray)
Lineage: Eukaryota; Metazoa; Chordata; Chondrichthyes; Myliobatiformes; Myliobatidae
Gene: srsf7a
Product: serine and arginine rich splicing factor 7a
Exons: 8
Coding region: 109-783 (224 amino acids)
Biological process (GO): mRNA splicing, via spliceosome
Cellular component (GO): nuclear speck
Molecular function (GO): zinc ion binding; mRNA binding
Source: RefSeq, a predicted model, not a curated record